CCAGAGAAAUAAGAUCCAAGAAGAGAAAAAUUAUAAAGACCUUUUAAAUAUACAUAUAGCUCAUAUAUCUGCUUUUAAUUAAAACUGACUUUUAACCAUAACACUUUAAAAAUCCUCUUAAAUUUCUUAUUACCUGACUUUAGCCAGGCCAAACAAUCCAUUUUUCUGGCUUUUAAACUCUACCAAAAGUAACCUCCCAGAUGAAACCGGUAAGCCUUCACUAAGGUUAUGACUUAAUCACAAGUGCACCAGUAUUUUAAAAUAGAUGAUUAGCAGUUUUUACAAGAUUUAGAGUCUACAAGGUAGCUUGGAGAAAGGAAGAUUCAAGAAGGGAAGACAGAAGUUGUUCAUGGAGGGGAAUAAAAUCAACAAAUGGCAAAGAUCACACAAAUAUCAACCAGAAAGUACCAAUUCCCUAAACCAGAAAUUGAACCCUGAACCAGGGAUGCCACUGUGAAAAGACAAAGCCUUAACUACUAAGCUACAGCACUGGGAAGUUUCCAUUGCCAUCCCAGAAAGGGCCUAGAGCAGACAGUUUUGAGCCAAUGAAGGCUUUUAACCGCUCAAAACAAUUUUUAGAGCUAACUAUGUCAUAAACUCCAAAAUUGCUGUCCUCUGGAUGACAGAGACUAAGAGAAAGUACUGCCACGUGGUUACAAGGUCAAGCUCCCAAGGAAGUAAAACAAGAUGAGAGAGAAACCCUAUCCAGCUUAUGGAGUCCUAAGCCUGUGUUCUAUCCCAAGGUACCUCCCCUUUAUGAACGAAUAACACAGAAAGACAAAUUCAAAGCACAAAAUACACCAGAUUCGCUACAGCAUUAAGACUAGCAUGGUGAAUCCUUUUACUCAUUAAUCAAAACGUUGCAAGAGCUGGUGAUUUCUACCAUUCCUGCAACUGGUUUGUACAGAGAGAGGAACAGGAAGGGAUAAAAGUGUUGCCUGUGGUGGAGUGGGGAAGCCAAGGAGCUCAGGGAGACUAGAGAAAGACCCAGGUGGCCACUUGUCGGUAGUGAAGGAUGUUUCCUAGCAGUCCCAUCAGCUCUCAAGUUUCCCCCUUUGGGGAGAAAAAAGCUCCCCAUGUCUGGUGAUCCUGUACAUGCCUAAUCCUGUCACCCAUAGCUGACAGCAAAGAGUGCAAGGCAGAUUAAUCCAAACAGAAUAGCAGUUAACAUCCCAUAGUGUCAAAUCCACUUUUAACCAAGAAGGACUUUACUGAGAGGGGCCUCUAACCCCUAAAUCUUCGGAAGGACUCUAACCUUUCUAAAUUGGGCCUCAAACUCAAGUUCCGUUAAGCAUCCUUGCCUUUUAUUAGGAGGGACCUUAACCCUCUCUAUCUUAGGAGAUACUCUCCUAAGUUCGACCUCUAACCCAAUCUGAUCCUUUGCCUGGGCAAAACAUAUCCCAUCCCUUACCUAAAGUUGGCCAAUUGGCAGUGCUAUAGUCUAUUUCCUUUGGGUCCAUAGAAUUUUCCUCAGUAUAGUCCCUUCAUGGUUUCCAGGAAGAUGUUACUAAAAAGGAGUCCCAACCCAGACCCCAAGAGAGGGUUCUUGGACAUUGCUCAAGAAAUAAUUCAGAGUGAGUCCAUAAAGUGAAAGCACGUUUACUAAGAAAGUAAAGGAAUAAAGGAAUGGCUACUCCAUAGGCAGAGGAGCAGUGUGGGCUACUUGACUGAGUAGACUUACAGUUAUUUCUUGAUUAUAUGCUAAACAAGGGAUGGAUUAUUCAUGAGUUUUCUGGGAAAGGGUUGGGAAGUGAAGUUUCCACCCCUUUAUAAACCACAUAGGGUAACUUGCAGAUGUUGCUGUGGCAUUUGUAAACUGUCAUGACACUGAUGGGCGUAUCUCUUAGCAUGCUAAUGCAUUAUAAUUAGUGUAUAAUGAGCGGUGAGGAUGACCAGCAGUCACUUUUGUGGCCAUCUUGGUUGAGGUGGGUUUUGGCUGGCUUCUUUACUGCAUUCUGUUUUAUCAGCAAGGCCUUUGUGACCUGCAUCUUGUUGACCUCCUGUUUCAUCCUAUAACUAAGAAUGCCUAACCUCCUGGGAAUGAAACCCAGUAGGUCUCAGCCUUGUUUUACCAAACCCCUAUUCAAAAUGGAGCUGCUCUGGUUCAAAUGCCUCCAACAAGACCAAUCUUUAAACAUUAGCGCAGUGCCACGUUUUUGUUCCCAGGACAAGUCAAGAAUCCAUGAGGGUAGCAGGUAUUGCUAGCAUUAUUCAUAUACCUUUGCUUUAAACUGCUUUCUGUAUCAUUGUAGGGGCACAUCUACCAUUCUUGAUUUUCCAGGAGCUCUGACUCUUUCUGUCAACAUACAAGAUGUACAGAUUCUGUUAAAAGGACUGCAAGGACUGGAUUUUGAGGAAAUGAUAUAAGGAAUUACUCACAGCUGUGCUCUGUGCAUUCUCUGUGGGCCUAGCAGGGAAGAGGACAGCCCUGUGGCAAUGGGCAUGACACGGACGCUCCUGGAAUGCAGUCUCAGUGACAAGUUGUGUGUCAUCCAGGAGAAGCAGUAUGAAGUGAUUAUUGUCCCAACCUUCUUGGUUACUAUCUUCCUCAUCCUUCUUGGGGUCAUCCUGUGGCUUUUUAUCAGAGAACAAAGAACUCAACAGCAGCGUCCUGGACCUCGAGACAUUGCCCCUGUCCCUCCGUCUAGGGACCUAAGCUGGGAAGCAGCUGGACAUGGAGGAAAUGUGGCUUUGCCACUUAAGGAGACAUCAGUGGAAAACUUUCUGGGAGCUACACCUGCCCUGGCUAAGCUGCAGGUGCCGCGGGAGCAACUCUCUGAAGUUCUGGAGCAGAUUUGCAACGGUAGCUAUGGGCCUAUCUUGCGAGCCAAUAUGAACACUGGGGACGCUUCUAAGCCCAAGAGUGUUAUUCUCAAGGCUUUAAAAGAACCAGCUGGGCUCCAUGAGGUACAAGAUUUCUUAGGGCGAAUCCAAUUCCAUCAAUACCUGGGAAAACACAAGAACCUAGUGCAGCUGGAAGGCUGCUGCACUGAACAGCUGCCGCUCUAUAUGGUGUUGGAGGAUGUGGUCCACGGGGACCUGCUCAACUUUCUCUGGACCUGUCGGCGGGAUGUGAUGACCAUGGAUGGUCUUCUCUAUGAUCUCACAGAAAAACAAGUAUAUCACAUUGGAAAGCAAGUCCUUUUGGCGCUGGAAUUCCUGCAGGAUAAGCAUUUGUUCCAUGGAGAUGUGGCAGCCAGGAAUAUCCUGAUCCAAAGUGAUCUCACUGCUAAGCUCUGUGGAUUGGGCCUGGCUUAUGAAGUUUACACCCGAGGGGCCAUCUCCUCUACUCAAACCAUACCUCUCAAGUGGCUUGCCCCAGAACGGCUUCUCCUGAAACCUGCUGGCGUCAGAGCAGAUGUCUGGUCUUUUGGGAUCCUGCUCUAUGAGAUGGUGACUCUAGGGGCACCACCGUAUCCUGAAGUCCCUCCUGCCAGCAUCCUACAGCAUCUCCAAAAAAGGAAAAUCAUGAAGAGACCCAGUAGCUGCACACGUACCAUGUACGGGAUUAUGAAGUCCUGCUGGCGCUGGCGUGAGGCUCGCCGCCCCUCACCUAGAGAGCUGCGCUUGCGCCUAGAAGUUGCCAUUAAAACUGCAGAUGACAAGGUUGUGUUACAAGUACCAGAGUUGGUGGUACCUGAACUGUAUGCAGCUGUGGCCGGCAUCAGAGUGGAGAGCCUCUUCUACAACUAUAGCAUGCUUUGAAGAGUCCCGGGCAACAAACAUUCAUGCAUGAUUAUAUGUUCUUGGAAUCAAUUCCUCUAAGAACAGAGAAUGGUCUUUCCAGGGGACACAAAGGAAGAAAUGGGACAUGGAUUCUUGAUCUUCCUUUGCACAUUUCUCGGGAAAUCUAAAUGAUGCUGGAUGAGACUCUGCACACCCUGAGCUAAGACAUACUGUCAGUCUCACUUCUGCUGUUCCAGUCCUAGAAAUCCUGGGUAGAAGUGGUAGACGUGUGCAAAGGAGGUUUUAGAACUCUGCAGUAUUUGUUGGGGCAUGACACAAAUAAGCUCAUCCCUCCCAUCCUAGGCUAGUUUCCUCUGGAACCACGUAUUUCUCUAGAUGAUUACAAGGUCCAGAAAAUUUGGAAUGAAAUGAAGGAGUAGAAAUCCAAUAAAAGAGUUGAAGGAAGAGAAAAUUUAAGGUUCUUCUUGCUCAGGAUUACAGAUGUGGACCAACACCUCCUUCAAGAAAAGGUGGUAGGACACAAAGUUCUUCAGUCCUGAGCCCUCCAUGUAGGGUUGGAAGAGAACUAUAAUGGAAAAACCUCUGAGUUUCACCUUAGGUAUAGAAAAAAGAAAGAUGGUCCCCUUUUAUCUGAUUCUGAAACAGGUAAACUCUGUCACUAUGUUUAAUUAGAAGAUGGAGGAGUCAUUUCAUGAUUAAGAACAUUCAACAUGUAUUGUUCAUUAAGCUAGCUUCCUAGUUCCAAUUAGACUAAGGAGACUAAGCCUAGAGAGUCAAUGUUAGAACAGUGAUAAGAAUGCUGUGUGUGUGUAUGUGUGUGUGUGCACAAUAAAUAGGAAAUGUAGAAACUAAGCAAGAAGGCCUUGUAGCUCAGUCUUUAACAAGGGCUAGAAAAGAAUGUAAUCUGAUAUGGAAGGAUAGCAGCUUCUAAUUUUCAAUCAUCCAUUGAUAUACUGUGAAACUUAUUUUAUUAAAUUAAUAUUUAUUAAAUGGAAAUAUGUUUUUCUGGUUUAUAACUGCUAAAAAGAUCAUAUGGAGGAUAAAUGUAAAUAAAUGAAAGUUAAUGUUAAUAGAAAAAUUCAAGAGAGAACGUACAAUAUCAGAAAAGGGACUCUUUAUGUGUAAAUGUGGAUAGUACCUGUCUCACAAGGUUGUUCUGAGGACUGGUAUGUACUGAGUAUGUAUUUGUACACUAUCUGGCACAUAUAUGCUCAAUAAAUGUGUUUCUCCUUUUCUUUUGCUUUUCCUAA
Chlorocebus sabaeus (green monkey) is the source of this 4937-nucleotide messenger RNA. The record is from RefSeq and is a predicted model, not a curated record. Lineage: Eukaryota; Metazoa; Chordata; Mammalia; Primates; Cercopithecidae.